UAUAAAGGCCUUUCACCUCAGAAUCACUCGGUUAGUCACAGGCAGUGACUGGAAUCAGCGUGAUUCAAUUACCCCGUUUACGACCGCCUGAUUACGUCAGGAAACAACCUAUUACAAUAUUAAGCAAUGCUUCACUGGACAGAAACAAGUAUAUGACAACGUUCAACUGAUAAAUAGAAGGAACAAAGAGUAAAAGUAAUCAGAUUGGCGGUGUCAUGUGGUAAACAAUUUACUGUCAAAUAUUAUUCCUGCAAUAUUUAUGUCUCUUUUUGUGAGUUAGUGGAGUAAGAAAACUUCUAAUAAUGAAGUAUUAUUUUCUCCUUUGAAAAAUUUGCUCAUUUUGCAUCUUUUAUGAUUGCAAAAUCGUCCUACUGAAUCUCACUCCGAACCGGAAUGAGCGAUACUAAGUGUGGAGGUUUAAUAUUAGAUACUAUAGAUCAACUUAGAAAACGAAAAGCUAGACCAGAUUUAGAUAGAAUUUGUCAUAUGCUGGAGCGAAAACAUGGAUUAAAAAGUCCAGCUGUUAACGAAGAAUUGACAAGAUUAGUGAAUGAAGGCACUGUUGUGAAAGUCGACUACAAGGGAAAUACUAGCUAUCGUAACGCUGCUAAAUGGGCCAAAACUAAAACGCAGUUUUAUGGAAGUUUCUAUAAUUCUUCUGAUAUUUCAUCUGUUGUGUUAGAAGCUGUUCGGGCGUUAACCUUGCAAUCUAAAGAUCAGCCACCAAAGAAAGCAUCCAUUCAAGACAUCGAGCAAUAUCUGUUGAAAAGAGACUCGCAAUCGAAUUUGAAUCUCGCUACCUUGCGAGCUAUUUUGGAAAAAGAAGUUGAGAAACGAAAUCUUCAUCAGUUACCGAGUGGAGAAUAUGUACCAGUAAAAGUUCUCCCAGAUUUUACAAGCAUGGGCCGAAAUUCUUCAGAGUUUAAAAAAUAUGAUGGAUCACCUAAUAAGCGUUUAAAAUCUGAUUCUGACGCUGGCUGUCAUGAGAACUCAAGUAAUUCUAGUGAAGAAUCUCAACCUAGUCGGUGUGAAUUUUGCUCAAUGACAGCUUAUCCAAAUAAGAAAGGGGAGCCUGAAGAUUUGUUAGUAUGUCGAGAUUGUGGAACAAAAGCUCAUCCUAGCUGCCUAGAGUAUACUAAGUUAUUGUAUGAAGAAUUCCCUCAGCCUCAAAACUGGCAGUGUCCAGAUUGUAAAACAUGCCAUGUAUGUGAUGAAACAGGCACGGCUGAAAACUUAUUGACUUGCUUCAUAUGUUUUAAAGGCUAUCAUUUAAAUUGCCAUGAUCCCAUAGUGCCAAGUAAACCCACAGGUACUUGGUUGUGCUGUACAUGUGAUACAUCUGUGGACAAAGAAAAACAAAAAAUUAAGCCAAAAGUUAUAUCAAUUGAAGAUUUAGAGGCCAUGUCUGCUUUGCAGCCUUACAAAGAAGGUUUCCAUAAAAGCCUGGAACAAUAUCCUGCAUUAAUUCCUGUUGCAAAAAAAUGGUCCAUUGAAAAUGUUGAGACAUUUUUCAGAUUUAUUGGAUUUGAAGAUGAAGCUCUUGCUUUUAGAGAGCAAGAAAUAGAUGGUCUUUCCCUACUACUGAUGAAAAGGAAUGAUGUUCUGACUGGAUUAGGUAUCAAACUUGGUCCUGCUCUUAAAAUUUACAAGCAUGUUUUGAUGUUGCAGUCACGCAUUGGAGAUAAUUAGUUCACCUGUUAUAAAACUUCUUGUCAUUCCUGAAACCCUAAUGAGUAUAUCUAUAUUUGGAGGAAAUUUAGUCAAUUUUUUAUUUCAAAUUAUUACUCCUCCUUGAGAAAUACAUACAGUUUUUGUUCCAAUGACAUGCAUAUUGAUUUUCAUUUCAAUACUGGUAGCUUCAAUGAAAGCCCGCCCCAAGCUCUCCCUUUCCGAAAAGUGUGUUACUCAGCAAGAGCAUUAUCUUUAUAACUUAGGCACACAUUUGAGCUAGUCGUGUUGCUUGAUCCUCAGAUCCUAUGACCAGAAUAUCCUCUGCUACCAUGCCAUUGUCAUUGCAGUGUAUUUUGAGCAAGUUGACCACUUGUAUAGUAGCAAUUUGAUAGUCCACUUACGCUAGUAGUCAACUUAUAAAAGGGAAAUUUGCUUGUUUUCACAUGUUUAAUGCUUAGUCAUUAAGGUCAAGUUGGACUGAAGGUCGCUUAACUGGUUUCACAGUAUCAAACUCUAGUGGUACCAAACCAAGCUGUACAUUAAACUUUUGUUGACCAUUGAUGAGUUUGAAAAAUAUUCACUUAAAUUUCCACUUAAAAAAUUUCUUUUUCUCUCUUUGAAGGAUCCUUCCAUGGUGUUUAGAUUCCCUUUUUUAGAAGAAAUUUAAUAAUUAGUUUCACUUUUUUUCCUUUUCUUAGUUGUCUUUUAAAAUGAUUUUAAAAAUCCUCAUAUUUAAAUAAGAAUUUCAGUCUGAAUUAUUUCUUUCCUAAAUUUGCACAUAAUUGUAUUAAAAUAAUUAUAUUAAGUCAAGAUGUAAUUUUCGCUGAUGUAAGAAAUCUUAAACAGGAAAAGUAUGAACAUGAAUGUAAAACAAGGUUGCCAAAGAUAUGAGUUACGAUACCAAACCAAUAUCAAAAAUAUUACAAAAAGUUCUUAUAAAAAGUGAUCAAAUGCCAAAAAAUAUUUAAAUAUGAAAAAAUACUAGUAUUUUAUAUGUUAUGAAAGAUAUAAAAAUAUAUAUAUAAUCUUUAUAGACCGUACAACAUCAUGUAAUGUAAGAAAUGCAUAUAAAAAACCAAUAUCCCUGAAUCUCAAAAAUAUCCUUAAAAAAAAAGAAGUCUGUAACAACCAUAAUAAAUAUUGCAAAUAUCAACAAGAUCUGAGCUUUAAUUAAAUUACACAUUGCCUACUUCAUGUUUUAGUGUAAAUGUAGAAUAUUUCCGAUUGAAAGCCCACCAUGAUAAGAGAUUACUGUAAUUCUUUCAAGUGUUUAUGUGUGUUAAAAUCAAGAAGCUAAUUCUCAUACACUUUGCAUGUAUUAAAUGAUGGUCAAGCCUUUUACUACCACUGGUCAUUGUUAAAUAAAGAAAAGAUACUGAUUUUCUUUCUUUACAAAAAGUAAUGCUUUUAAAUAUUAUGAUCUGUGUUUGUAUCUAAAGAGCUUGUGUCUGGCUUUUAAUUUUGUUUCAUUUUAAGUUGCCCAUAGAUAGCAAUAUAAGAAAACCUUACUCUGUAUUGUAGAUUUUAAAUUGUAAAUCAUGUAUAUGAUCUUUUAACUUUUAUUUGUAGAUAUAAAUAACAUAAAAUGUCGCAUUCACAGAACAUUGUUAAACUGAUGUUUAUUAAAGUUCUAUUUACAAGAAGCCUGACUUUUUGUUCCUCUUGCCACUAGCUCAAAAAUAAAUGUAUUCUGCUUUGGAAAUUAAAUCCUACUGAGGUGAAAAUAUUCACUUAAAGUUAUGAGCCACUUGUGCUGCAAGCUUUUGAUAUCAGGUUAUGCUAUGAUUGUGGGAAGUCAGUAAAAAAGAUAUUUUGCAGUAAAGUAAUCGUAUUUAGUAGAUAUUAAAUGAGUUUAAAUAAAAUAGUAAGUACAAAAAUCUAAAAUUAAAAAAAAAAACUUCAUACUCUUUUCUGUUCUUUUCUACUUGUUUGAAGUACAUUGGCAAGCACUCCCACAGCAUUACAGGCAUUAGUCAUAUCCAAGUAAAAGAUUAUUAUUUUAUAUAUAUAUAUUUAUCAAACCAGGUUUUACUGAUUCAAUAGUUGUAUGUACGUCUCUCUUCAUAAAUGUGUUAUUGAUCACAAAUAUACUUUUUGAAAUUAAUUUUUUAACUAAAAGUAUCUAAGUUAAAACUAACAUUUGACAUUUUUGUUUACUAACACAAUGACACAUGCAUUUAUAGGAAAAUAGUCAUUUAACUAGAGUGUGAUUAAAACAAAUAUUCCUAUUGCAUAAAUAAGCCUCUAAAAUUAAAUAGCUGAUUUAAAAAAUAUUUUCUUCCCUUUAUUUUUUUUUAUUUAUUUAUUAAUUUAUUUAUUAUUAUUUAUUUUAUAAUUCUGAAAUAAUGAACAACAAUUGAACUUAUAAUUUUGCAUAUUAAGGUACAAUGAUAUAUUAUAUAAGUUCAGAUAAAAUCCAAGUUGCCCCUUUUUCCUUUGAAUGAACUUGAAUAAUAAAUUACUUAAGCAAGCAAUUUGAUGAGAAAAAGGAUUUGAAAUUAGAUUUUUAUUUCUUUUAUCUUAUGCUCUUAAUAUUUGGCAUCAUAUAAAUCUACUUAGAACAAUAUUUUAAUAAAUUGAAUAUCUCACUUUUUAGUUAAUAUUGUCAGAACUGCUGGGAGUUUAAUUUGCUAAAAGAAUUGUAGAAUUCACAUUGUUUCAAUAUGUAGGAGAAAAGUUGUUUAAAAAAAAUUUCCUAUUUAUCCUGAUGGCAAAAAAAUAUUAGAUUUUAAAUUGUAGAAAUAUCAGGUAAUUGAUCAAAGUUUUUUGAUUUUCCUUAUAGUGAGCCUGAAAUAAUGUGUACAUGAAUUUUUUAUUAUUUGACCAAAAGUUACUAGAAUAUUAUACACAUUGACGUUUCAUUAUUAACUUGUAAAAAAAAUUUAAUAAGCAUAUGACUUUUAAAUUAUUUGACCAAGAGUUAUUAGAAUAUCAUGCUCAUUGGUGUAUUGUUAUUAACUUGUAAAAAUAAAUAAGAGAAAAAUUUACAUGUUACAAUUUUUUGUGUUUUAUAUUGUUUGAAGCACAAAAUCAUUUGUGUACCAAUUUUUUUGCUCUUGUGUGCAAGCUAAUCAAUGAAAUUUAUAAGUAACUUUGUUGGCGUAUCUUGGGUGUGUCUACUGCAUGAUUUUAAAUCAUGAUAUACAGGUUAAGAAGCUAUGUUUUAGGUUUUGCUAUCUUUUAUCAUAGUUUUCGUAUACUUUCUUGUUUUUAUGCACUAUAAAUAAUUGCAAGAAAUUCGAUAUAGAAAAAAAAAUUUGUACAUACAUUUUGUUAUUUUUCAAAGUAAUGUUUUUUUUUUUUUUUUUUUUUUUUUUUUUUUUUUUUUUUUUUUUUUUUUUNUUUUUUUUUUUUUUUUCGAAUUUUAUAAUUUACAAAAGCUAGUUGGGAGUUAAAUUAAACAUUCCGAUUUUGUUUUUUAAUAUUACUGGACUUUAAUUGAAAGGCUUUUAAUAGUGACAUUUUUUUUUAAUUAAGAUUUCUGAAAGAAACUAUCACAUUUAACAACAGCAUUAAUUUAUUCAAUAGCAAUCCUCAUUGUAUGAUCUUAAAAUCUUCAUAAACCUAUCUCUUCAAUUCGCAUGAUGAGUUUUUUUGGACAUAAUUCUUAAAUCACAACUAAUAAUAUCUGUACAAAAACAAAUACAUUCUUAAUAUAAUUUUAUACCUCUGAAACUUAAAAAAAAAAUUCCGAAUUGGUAAGUAAAUAUUUUUCUGAAACUGCUCAACCACAACUUCGGUUAGUUCAACUACAUUAGUAAUAAUUUUAUUUCUUCUUAUCAUUUUGCUUUGAAGGCAUUAUUUUUGAAAUGCUGAUGUUAAUUAACCUGGUGCCAAAAUCCCAUAUUUGUUACAAAUCAAUUAUAAGGAGUGUUAUAUUGUAUAGAUUGAACCAAAUGGCAUUUUUUAGUCAUAUUGAAACUAGAUAUGAAUUCUAUACUCGGCUUCUAGUUUCUGUUAUAAUAUUCCUAAUUGUGACUGUUAAAAUGAUGUUUUUUCUUUUUGAUAUAAUAAAAUAUAUGACUGUUAA
Messenger RNA from Parasteatoda tepidariorum (common house spider), 5701 nucleotides. Its product is annotated as histone acetyltransferase KAT6B. Lineage: Eukaryota; Metazoa; Arthropoda; Arachnida; Araneae; Theridiidae. The record is from RefSeq and is a predicted model, not a curated record. Gene Ontology annotation, biological process: negative regulation of DNA-templated transcription. Gene Ontology annotation, cellular component: nucleus. Gene Ontology annotation, molecular function: chromatin binding; DNA binding; histone binding.